This is a messenger RNA of Lucilia cuprina (Australian sheep blowfly), 1081 nucleotides long. It is a transcript of the gene Trmt61, whose product is annotated as tRNA (adenine(58)-N(1))-methyltransferase catalytic subunit TRMT61A. Gene Ontology annotation, biological process: tRNA methylation. The record is from RefSeq and is a predicted model, not a curated record. Gene Ontology annotation, cellular component: tRNA (m1A) methyltransferase complex; nucleus. The transcript is spliced from 3 exons. Lineage: Eukaryota; Metazoa; Arthropoda; Insecta; Diptera; Calliphoridae. Bases 76 to 1035 code for a protein of 319 amino acids.
GAAUUUUUUGUUUUUUUUCAGUUUGUUUAUUUUUUCGUUUGAUAAUUGCGGUUUUUUAUUUUGUUCUAAAAUAAAAUGAGUUUUCUUAAACCAAAAGAUACAAUCGACGAGGGUGAUACGGUCAUUUUAUAUUUAAGUGUUAAUUCUAUGCAUGUCAUUGAAGCAACUCCCACUAUUGUAAAUAAAAAGGGUGAAACCAUCGAACACAUUUUUCAAACAUCUUUUGGCGCUUUAAAAGUGAAAAAUAUAAUUGGCGUCAAAUAUGGUAGCCGCGUUGAAUUAUCCAAGGGUUGGGCAUAUGUCCUACAACCAAAUCCCGAAUUAUGGACACAAACAUUGCCACAUAGGACACAAAUUAUCUAUACUCCUGAUAUUAGUAUGAUUUUGCACCAGCUUGAAGUGAGGCCCGGUUCAGUGGUAAUCGAGUCUGGUACGGGGUCUGGUUCGCUGUCACAUUACUUUUUGAGAGCCGUUAAGCCUCAUGGUCAUCUGCAUACUUUUGAUUUUCAUGAGGCUCGUGCCAAUCAGGCCAGAGAAGAGUUUCAACAUCACGGUUUGGGUGAUUUCGUUACUGUCUACCAUCGGGAUGUGUGUCAGAAUGGUUUUGGCGAAGAACUGAACGGUAAAGCUGAUGCAGUAUUUUUAGAUUUACCAGCUCCUCAACAGGCAGUCGAACAUGCGGUUAAGGCUUUAAAGAGUAGUGGUGGUCGUUUCUGUUCAUUUUCUCCGUGCAUUGAACAAUCACAACGUUGUUGUAUUGCCUUACAGGAACAAGGUUUUACGGAAAUACAAUCCUUUGAAGUAUUACAGCAAGAAGAUGUAGUCAAAACCAAAACAUUUCCGGUGAUGAAUUUGGAGUUUCUUAAACACAAGAAACCAGAAGAACAAGAUACCACCAGCGAUAAAGAUAUUUCAAAUCUUAUGAAACAACCCAAGGAAACAUUGAAGGUAUUGACAUCAUCAGCACCACCCACACAACCGGGUCAUACAGGAUUUUUAACAUUUGCUACCCUACCGCCUGCAUUUGCUAGAUAAUUUUAGUACAACUAAUCACAAGAUAAUAAAAACAAAACAAAAUCAA